Candidula unifasciata is the source of this 552-nucleotide messenger RNA. The record is from the annotation of a GenBank genome assembly. NCBI's taxonomy places the organism in Eukaryota, Metazoa, Mollusca, Gastropoda, Stylommatophora, Geomitridae.
GAGACGGACCUGUGUCAGCAUCAAUGGGAGCGCUGUCUCAGAUGUUGCUGCCAAGUUAUCUCCGAGGCCAAUGUUUACCUAGGCAGCAUUGCCAGUUCCUCCAUUUGUAAUGAGGUUCUGCGGUCAAGUCAGGGCUUAGUGUAUGUUUCCGGCCUGGAAGAAAUUUACCGGAUUGUCUGCAGAGUGGCGACAUCCAUGCGAUCCACAGCUAUUUCAUCAAUGGAGCUGGAGCAAACAUUGAGACACAUCGAUAUCGCCUGGAACAACUUGACAGCAUUUCUAGCCGGAGCUUCACUUCUGACACAACAAGAAACUCUGGUUUCCACCAACUGUAUACUACCAUCAGACUCGGAAGGUUCUCAAAAUUUAGCCUGUGGCGUCUGCCUGUUCAGUGUGGAUUCUACACCAUGGAUUACUUCCUAUUGUGGUGACGAUGCCAACCUGGGAAAAGUGUCGCUCUUUGGGUGCCAGUACCACGUGACCUGUGCCAACUUCUGGGUGAACUGUGUGGAUCAGACUCUGCCAACAUUAAAAUUGUCCAAUAUUUUAUAG